Messenger RNA from Bombina bombina (fire-bellied toad), 8484 nucleotides. RefSeq names its product hepatocyte growth factor (gene HGF). Bases 69 to 2198 code for a protein of 709 amino acids. Gene Ontology annotation, biological process: proteolysis. Gene Ontology annotation, molecular function: serine-type endopeptidase activity. The transcript is spliced from 18 exons. The record is from RefSeq and is a predicted model, not a curated record. NCBI's taxonomy places the organism in Eukaryota, Metazoa, Chordata, Amphibia, Anura, Bombinatoridae.
AGCACAUCUCUUUAUUCAUUGGUACAGAGCAGCCUGUUAAGGUCUAUUUCAUCUCAGCCAGCUUCAACAUGUGGGCAGUAAAACUUCUACUGAUGGUUCUUCUGAUCAACGGUGCAGAGAGCAAUAAAAGAAGACGUAACGCUUUACAUGACUACAAAAAGACGCCAGAUACUACUUUAAUAAGAAUAAAUAAAGCCCUAGAAGUGAAAACAAAAAAAUGCAACAACACAGAAGACUGUGCUAAGAGAUGUAGUAGGAAUAAAGGUCUUUCCUUUACUUGCAAGGCCUUUGCUUUUCAUAAAAGCACAAAGAGAUGUCAUUGGCUGUCUUUCAACAGCUUGUCAGCAGAAGUCAGGAACAGCGAUGACAGUGCAUUUAAUCUGUAUGAAAAGAAAGAUUAUGUAAGAGACUGUAUUCAUGGAAAAGGGAGUAAUUACAAGGGGACUAGGAACGUAACGAAAAGAGGUCUUGCGUGCCAGUCCUGGAAUUCAAUGACACCCCAUGAUCAUAACUUUUUGCCUUCGAGCUAUCGAGGUAAAGACCUCAAGGAAAACUAUUGCCGGAAUCCCAAGGAAGAGGAAGGAGGGCCUUGGUGUUUCACAAAAAAUCCAGAAGUUCGACAUGAAGUGUGUGACAUUCCCUUCUGCUCUGAAGUGGAAUGCAUGGUCUGCAACGGAGAACAUUACAGAGGACCAAUGGAUCAUACAGAGUCCGGAAAAGAAUGUCAACGCUGGGAUUUACAACGACCACAUAAACAUUCGUUUACUCCCGAGAGACAUCCUAACAAGGGCUUGAAUGAUAAUUACUGCCGCAACCCUGAUGGUAAAGCAAAGCCUUGGUGUUACACGCUUGACCCUGCCACCCCCUGGGAAUUUUGUGCAAUUAAACCCUGUGCUCACAGUGUGGUUAACAAUACUCAUAUCACAAAGGACUGUGUGAAAGGCCAAGGAGAGGGGUAUCGUGGUUCAGUGAGAACAACGUACGAUGGAAUUGAGUGUCAGCGGUGGGAUUCCCAGUAUCCUCAUCGCCAUGAUUUCAAGCCAGAGAACUACAAAUGCAAAGACCUUAGUGAAAACUAUUGUCGAAAUCCUGAUGGGUCAGAAUUUCCAUGGUGUUUUACUGUGGAUCCUAUAGUUCGAAUUGGGCAUUGUUCGCAAAUACCAAAAUGUGGAACCUCUACUCAUAAAGAGUGUUACCAUGGAAACGGCAGCACAUAUAGGGGCACGCUAUCUAGAACGAGAUUUAGGCUACCAUGUACCAUGUGGGAGGAUAAUAUGGAUGAUGUAAAAAGACAUACAUUCAAGGAACCUGAUGUAUCAAUACUAGAGAAAAACUACUGCCGAAAUCCUGACAAUGAUGUGCAUGGACCUUGGUGUUAUACAGAUAGUCCUUUAAUACCUUGGGACUAUUGUCAUAUAUCACGGUGUGAUGGAGACACAAGUGUAAUGGCUGCUAUAGAUCAUCCAGUCACUUGUUCCUCAACAAAGCAGCUAAGAGUUGUGAAUGGAAUUCCUGCACAAGCAAAACAGAGUUGGAUGGUCAGUCUGAGACACAGGAAUAACCAUAAAUGUGGAGGAACUCUUGUAAAUGAAAGAUGGAUAUUAACAGCAAGGCAAUGUUUCAAUUACGGAAAUAUUAAUUUAAAAGAUUAUGAAGUAUGGUUGGGUGUACAUAACAUUUACAGCCAUAAUGAAGAACACAAGCAAGUUAGGAAUAUAUCCCAAUUAGUCUUCGGACCAGAAGGAUCAAAUCUAGUUCUUCUAAAACUUUCAGAGCCUGCUGUAGAGAAUGCUUAUGUGGGUAGAAUCAAGUUACCAAAUUAUGGAUGCACCAUUGCAGAAAAGACGACUUGCUUUGUAUACGGGUGGGGACAUACUGGAAUCAACCAAUAUGAUGGCCAGCUUCAACAAGCAAAACUACUUAUUGUUGGAACUCAGAAAUGUAAUGAGCACUAUAAAGGAAAGAUUAAUGUCAAUGAGUCUGAAAUUUGCGCCAGAAGUGAAACCGCCAAUACUGGACCUUGUGAGAGAGAUUACGGAGGCCCUUUAGUCUGCAGAGAAAAUGAGACAGACUUAUUACAAGGAGUAAUUAUACCUGGACGGGGUUGUGCCAUUCGAAAUCGCCCUGUGAUUUUUGUGAGAGUAGCUUAUUAUGCAAAAUGGAUACACAAGAUUUUGUUAACGUACAAAACCUCAUAGUUCAACCAUAAUAAUUAUAUCUGCCUAAACAAUAUUUGAUGGUCAUAUCCAGUUGUUUGACGUCUAUUUAUGGUCACAUUGUCUUACAGCUAAGUUCAUGUGGAAUGAACUUUGUAAUCUAAAUGUUCGGUGACACAGUUCCUGAGUAUACUUGAAUAUGUUUCUUGAAAAUGUAAGGAUAAAUUAUGUGGGUCCUUUAUUGCUGCUUAUAGGGUUCACCAUAUUAAGGGAACCCUGGGGUUUUUUUUAACACUGUUUUAUUAUUUCUUCUUUUCUAAAGAUAAACAAAGGUUAUACAGGUUAAUUUUGACAAAUGUAUACACCAACACACACAUGUACAAGUCAUAGGCCUACAAUGCUCUUAGUAACUCAGUACCCUUGAUACUUAGGGGUUAUUGAAAUGGAUAAUUUUAAAAAAUAUUCAGUGCUAUAUUAAUGCUUUUGUAAAUUAAUUUAAAUGCUACCUUUAAUAUCGGAAGUGUUUGUAUGAUAUAUAUAUAUCAACAAAUGGAAAAUUAGACAGCCUUAACUGGUAGUGUACAAAAAUAACAAAUCAUUAUAUCAUUAUUUCAUUCUCAACACUCAAAGUAUAAAAGCACAGAAAAGAUACCAAAACAUUCCAUUUAUAUUAUAUCAAGAGUUCUAUAUGUAGCAGUAACUGGUACAAGUUAGACUUCUGAGUACAUUUUAAAAACCUAUAGAGUUUAUAUGGCCUGUGCAGUUUAUUAGCCUACUGGAUUUCAAAUAUGUCUUUUCUAAUAUUUGUUUAUUUAAGCACUGAAACAUAUGAAGAUGGAAUUAUUUUAAUAAUGAAAAGAAAAGAUUAUUGGAUGAUUUCUGUAUAGGAAUAUGUUUGUUCAUAUAUUUGAAUAUUUCUGCUUUGUAUCUGAAUAUGUGAAUGUAAAAAUGUAAAACAGACUGGCUCAAGCAUACCUUAGUUUCUGCUAAAAUAAAUAUGUUCGCCUUAAGGAAUUCCCAUUAGAAUUAGAUAGAAUGUAAGUUCAGAAGAAAAGGGAUUGCCUUUAUAUACAGAGCUAAUAUGUUAAUUAAAGCAUUUUGGGCUCCAUAUACAAAGUAGCGUAAUCUGCUCCAAAGCUCUUGUGGGCAGGUUCGCACAUGUGAGUAAAGUUGUUUAAAAUGGUAAGCUCUAUCUGAAUCAGGAAAGAAAAAAAUAGUGGUGCAUGUCCCUUUAAUCAUAUGUAAUUAAAGAAAAAACUUAGAGUCUCUAAAAAUAAUUUGCGGUUAAAGGGACAUUAAACCAAUUUUUUUCCAAUUUACUUCUGUUAUCAAAUGUAUUUCAUUCUCAUGUUAUUCUUUAUUGAAGAGAUACCUAGGUAGAUAGCGUGCACAUGCCUGAAGCAGGAAAUAGUGUUGCCAUCUAGUGCUCCUGCUAAUGUAUAACAUUGUUGCAAAACUCCCACCAUAUAGUGCUGCAGACAAGAACACACUCAUAAGCUUACUUUAUUGUUUUUCAAAUAAGGAUAACAAGAAAACAAAGAAAAUAUGAUAAUAGAAGUAAAUUAGAAAGUUGUUUAAAAUGUUAUGUUCUAUCUAAAUCAUUAAAAAAAAAUGGGUUUUACGUCCCUUUAAUGGAGUAUCAAAUUAAAGGGACAAUCAAGUAAAAAAAAAACUUUCAUGAUUUAAAUAGGGCAUGUAAUUUUAAACAACUUUCCAAUUUACUUUUAUUACCAAAUUUGCUUUGUUCUCUUGGUAUUCUUAGUUGAAAGCUAAACCUAGGAGGUUCAUGUGCUAAUUUCUUAGACCUUGAAGGCUGCCUCUAAUCUGAAUGCAUUUUGACAGUUUUUCACCACUAGAGGGCGUGAGUUUAUGUGUUUCACAUAGAUAACAUUGAGCUCAGGCACGUGGAGCUCCUAGAAGUCAGCACUGAUUGGCUAAAAAUGCAAGUCUGUCAAAAGAACUGAAAAAAGGGGCAGUUUGCAGAGGCUUAGAUACAAGGUAAUCAAAGAGGUAAAAAGUAUAUUAAUAUAUCUGUGUUGGUUAUGAAAAACUGGGGAAUGGGUAAUAAAGGGAUUAUCUACAUUUUUAAACAACAAAAAUUCUGGUGUUUACUGUCCCUUUAAUAAUAAUUUAAAAAAUUGCGAGAAACAUUGGAUAUUAUUUAAAAUUACUUAAUAGUUUUAUAUGAUUAGAAAUAAUAAUCAGAUUUACUAUUAAUAGUGCAGGUUUAUGUGACUUUCAUCUUAAACGUUACAUUAAUUCAGAAGUGACACUGAUUAAACAUCAGAGUGGGGAAUAAGGGAGUUUCUAUAAUCAAACAGUAUUCUCAAUACAUUUUCAUCAGCAAAAUUACUGACACAUUUUUAUCAAAAAAACAUCCUAUGACACAGAAAUUGAAAGCAAAAUGAACCCUUAAUAAAUAUAAUUCACUACCUUUUUUUUAUUGUAAUGUACUCCAGAAAUUAAAGGAAAUUUUUAGUGAAAACAAAUUCAGUGUAAUGAGCAGUGCAAUUUAUUUUUAUCUCAAUUUUAGAUUCUUUAAAACAUUUAAAGAGAGAGCUCCCCCAUACUAUUGUAAUCUGUGUUACAAUAGUAUGGUACGUCCUAUGUUUAGAAUCAACUUCAUUGGUUGUCCAUUCAGCAAGUAAAACACUGAUCAUUAUUUAAAUUUUCUAAUAUUAUAUAUGCAAAUAUAUAUAUAUAUAUAUAUAUAUAUAUAUAUAUAUAUACACACACAACACACAUAGGAUGUCUGGCACUCAUUUGCAAGUACACAGCUAAGAUUACAAGCAAAAAUGGAAGAGUUAGUUACUGCAUCUGGUCAAAUAGGUCAAGCCCAGGAACCACGUCAAGGUCUCUCUCAUCCUAGGUCCCUAAUACAGCCAAACAAUGCAUGCUCUCAAUCAAACAAACUGGAAACCAGUCACGGGUGCACAGGCCUUAUGUAAUCUCCCUAGACAGAAAUAGAACAGAAAUAAAACACGGAAAUGGACUGCAUUCUCAGGUACACAUCUGCCUGGGUUACUGGGGAAUGCACAGCUGCCUGUGAGUGCUAUUGAGCACCCAGGGCUGUACAUUUUGCACGGUCAUAGGAUGUGUACUCGGUCCAAAUUGAGUGCAGUCCAUUUCUGUGUUUAUAUAUAUAUAUUUGAGAAUAUUGUUAUCAUUUGGUAAUAGUUUAUUUUAUAGUACUAUGUCUAUCAUGAUUAUAUCAUUUUAUGCAUUAUUUUAUUUCCCACUACAAAUGACUCAUCAACCACACUUCCCUUUAAAAACAAUCUUAUCAGGAGAUUCAUUUCUUUCCUUUAGUUCAUUAUUUAUUUAUUUUUAGGAAUUUACACUUGCAGAGUAGACUACACUUUUAUUAGUUUUGCUUUUUUUAUUCAUGAAGAAUAUAAAUUCUGUCAUAUUAAUUUUAAAUUUGUAUGCAUACCCACUGAAAACAAAGAUAAGCAUACAUACACAUAUAUAAAUAUAAACAUUCUAUAGAUGUAUCAGACAACCACAAAUCAUUGAAGAACAUAUAUAAUUCCAAGAAGCAGCUUUAGAUGCAAUUUCUGUUUAACUUAUUUUACAAUACAUAUUUUUAAGUGAUGCUCUACAUAUUUUUAUAAAUUGAAUUUGAUUUUUCAUGCACAAAUUUAAAAGUACCUUUAGCAAGUUGUUUAAAUACAAGUAGUUUUAUGCAUUAUAUUUUGCUGAUAUUACCAAAUGAUUACAAACUUAUAAAUAAUGACUGAACCAUUAAUUCUUCUAAAGUUAAUACAUUAAGUAUUAUUAUGUGGGGUAAUAAUAGUCACUUAUCAGCUGGGGCCUCAGCACUUUAAAUGCAAUUAUUACAAUUCAAAGGCUUCAAAGCUUAUAAUGAAUAUUUAAGAGCUAACUAAAAAAAAUGUAAAAAAAAAAUCAGCAUUUCUUUUUUAGAAUUUUAACAUUCCUACUGACACCGUAACUGUUUAAAAUUCACUGAGAAAUUUCCAAAUUAUAAACAAGAAAAUAUAACAUUAUUGUUUAGGAGGCGAGUAGAUAUUUGACACAGCACAUAAUUAAACAUUGUUUUCUUCAUAACUACAUUUUGGAUCUAAGUAAUUAAAUUGUCUCUCUCUUCUAUCUAUCUAUCUAUCUAUCUAUCUAUCAUAGUAGAAAUUGCCACUCGUUAACUGUUGGGUCGUGUGUGCGUGUCACACAUGCAUCUGUGUCUGUUUGAAUGAGAAAAAAUAAAAAAUAAAAAUAAAAUCCCUUGCAAUGUCAAUCAUAACACACAAAAAUAAAAAAUAGUGGAAAACUAAAUAUAGUUCUUAUUAAUUAAAAAUAGUUCAAGGGUGACAGUAUAUUUAAUUUCAUGAUUCAGAUAAAGCAUACAAUUUUAGAUUUCCAAUUUACGAUCUAAUUUGCUUCAUUCUCUUGGUAUCCAGUAAGCCAACAACAUGAGGCUACCAAUCAGCAGCCCUCAGCCCUUAAGCCUACCUAGAUACGCUUUAAAAUAAAGGAUACCAAGAGAACUAAACAAAUGUGAUAAUAGAAGUAAAUUGGAGAGUUGUUUAAAAUUGCAUGUUCUAUCUGAAUUAUGAAAGAAAAUAUUUGAGUUUUUUGUCCCUUUAAAUUUAUUUUGGACAGUUAUACAUUUAAGUAUGAAACAUUUUUUUUUAACUUUUUACUAGAAAGUCAAUGUAUCCCCAAUGUCUCCCCAUUGUUGAAACAGAGGUUAAUUUUUUAGAUAUAUUGUUUGUUUCUUAGUUGUACAUUUUCUAGCUUUUUUAAUUUUAAUUAUUAUCAAGUAAUUUGUUCAUACUACCGUUAAAGGGAUACUAAACCCAAUUUUUUUCUUUCAUGAUUCAGAUAGAGCAUUUAAUUUUAAGCAACCUUCUAAUUUACUUCUAUUAUUAAAUUUCCGUUGUUCUCUUGCUAUUUUAUUUGGAAAAAGUAGCCAUCUAAGCUAAGGAGUCAGACAAUUUUUGGUUCAGUACCCUGGACAGCAUUUAGCCACCAAUCAACAAGCAAAACCCAGGUUGUGAACCAAAAAUGGGCCGGCUUCUAAACUUACAUUCUUGAUUUUCAAAUAAAGAUAGCAAAAUAAUUAAGAAAAAAUGAUAAUAUGAGGAAAUUAGAAAGUUGCUUAAAAUUGCAUGCUCUAUCUUAAUCAUGAAAGAUAAAUAAAAUUUGGGUUCAGUGUCCCUUUAAAGUACCAGUUAAUAAAUUAUAAUAUCAGACACUAUCUGAAACAUUUUACUUAUAAUUGAAAUUGUAUGAGACAUGUGCCUGAUGAUAAUGUAAAUUCAAUUCAUGGAAACUAUUUUAUUUAAUGUUACUUUUUAUCAUGUAUCAUGUGAAAACUGCAUUAUUUUCUAUUUAUCAAAUAAGUAAAUCAUAUACAACAAUUCUGACUUUUUCAAUUAACCCGUACCACAGAUAAAUAUCUUAAUUCCAGUAUUAAAGUAUUUGACAGUAUUAUGUAUAAAGUAAAAUGUAAAUGCUUAAAUAUUUAAUGAUGUCUACUGCUGUGCAGAAGGCACUCAAAAUAAUGUUUGUUUGGUACUGUUCUGUGUAUCAAAAACUGUAAAUAUUUUUCCUUGUUCGUUUUGGGCUGUGCCUCAGUGGAAUGUUUUAUAUAAAGAGCUAAAAUGUUCUUUGAUGUGAAUGCAAAAUAAAGGGCAAGAUCCACCCUCUGUAACAUCUAUACUAAUGAGUAGAUGGUGUAAAAACAAAAAUUAUAUAUUCUUAUUCUUGCAAACAAACAAAACAAAAAAUGAUGCUGUCCACUCAAACGCUAAUUCCAAAUAAGUGUAAAUAUAAUGUCUGCUACAAUGCUAUAUCACAGUAUCAUCCUCAGCUGAUUGGCCAAAAUCACCACAUAUUUUAUGGAAUUUCAAAAGGACUACCUUAGAAUGUGGGUUUACAUGCUAAAAUUUAAAUUUUAAACAUUCCGAAAUCCUUUUUUCCUUCCAGAGAAUACAUUAAUUUGCUUUUAUAUUGUCUAUCCAUUAAAAUAUGUUUUUUUAAGAGGGCUAGGACUUGAUCUUUUAAUUUUUCUUGCCUAACACAUUUUACAGUAUUUUUUUUGUUUGUAAAAAUGUGUCAUUGUUAUUCCUGUGGAUGUUACAUGUUGGUUCCAAUGGUGCCAAGUAAUGACUAUUUGAUUACAUUUUAACAUGUGGAGACUGUGAGAGACGGAAUUGUAGAGGUUUUGAAUUACUCAGUGUAAGUGGAAUAGUCUGGUGAGAUUUGUAUCUUGUAUAUUCUGUAAUAAAUUGUUGCAUCAUCAUUUAAUAAUAUUUGUAUUUUUGUAAUCCUGCUUACUCUCAUUUUAAUAAAAUAUUUUAACUAAUAA